This is a messenger RNA of Symbiodinium sp. CCMP2592, 1488 nucleotides long. Lineage: Eukaryota; Dinophyceae; Suessiales; Symbiodiniaceae. The record is from the annotation of a GenBank genome assembly.
AUGUCGGCUGGGCCUGAGGCGGUCAGACCGACUCUUUCAAUGGCAGCGGCCAUCCUGCAGACAAAGGAAGACUUUUUCAUGGCAGUGCAGCAUGGAGAUCUUGACGUUGCCAAGGAAGCCGUUGAGGUGGCCCAAAUUCGCUUGACGAUGAAUGGAUGGACCUUGCUUUUCGCUGCCGCGGCGCGAAAUGCAAACCUCGGGGGAGCAGAGGUUCUUUGCCGCCGAUUGAUUGCCAGGCAUGUGAACGUGCGAGGCAGUGAUAAGAAGGGGAGGACUCCGCUUUUCUACGCGGCAGAAUCAGGCCACGCCUCGCUUUGCGCGUUCUUGGUGACCCGAGUCGGCAUGUCGGUGGACGAUGAGGAUGACUCUGGCCUGACUCCACUGGCUUGCGCCCUGAAAGCUGGAGAGAUCGAUGCAUCCGUCACUUUGCUGAGGCAGGGAGCCUCAUUGGGUUAUGUGAACUCGAAAGGUAUAGCAGUCUACCAGUUUGCCUCUGAGCACGUCCUUGGCCUCCUUCAAGGGAGAAAGGGGCAGUGGGCAAGACCCUUCGACAGUGGCACCCGGAAGCGAAGUCUUCGAGACUCCCUGGCAUGCGACCUUGAGACCCUCGGGGAGUGGGCUGCAAAGCGUCCGAAAUGCUCUGCGGCGGGGGAGCCCAUUGUGAGACACCUGGAAGGCAGAGUCAUCGUCGAGAACGAGACCCACGCCGUUUUCGUACCUCUCAAAGAUCCAGAGUUGCGAAAGGUGCGGCUUCUCGAGAAAGGGUUGGUCCUUGACCAGGCCAAACUCUUUCAAAGCGAGCUUUUUGUACAUGCCAUGCCUCCGGAGCAUUGGGCAGAUACACUGGGCACUCAUUCGACUGAAUCUGUUGCCACCAACAGAAUACGCCGGGUCGUGCAGUCAACAUCUCAAGACAGUGAGACGAUCGUGGCUGCAGUUUGCCGAGCUUCUGGGCACAUCGUCGGCUUCUCUCGUGCUUCCAAAAGGCCCUUUGCGGAGCUGUACAUUGAGACACUGAAAGUACAGGCCGGCCAUGAGCUCCAGGGCGUAGCGCGACUGAUGAUCCAGGCCGCGGAGCUUCAGGCCGCCAAGAAAGGCUUCGCAACCGCGAAAGUCGGGUCCCGCUGCCUGCGCCAGAAUGUGAAUGCCCAGCGCUUCUUCAAGCGGCUCGGGUUCACUGAGGAUGAGCUCGGAGGGUCCCUGGUGGCGGCCUUGACGCCUGAAGAGUUGCCCGCUGCGAUGGAUUAUCCAGGCAGGGACUUCCGGGCCUUGCUGGCCUUCGCGCUGCCGCGGCAAGCAGAAGAGCCUUGCCGCGCAAGGACGGUACCGGCGGUGAUCUUGAUGACGGCGAUGAUGCUAAUAGUUCCAGCGAAGUUGUCUCUUGCACUCACGAAGGCAGCGGCAAAGAGGAAAGCUGUAGGUACGAUCAGCAAAGAAACGAAGGAGGACCAGGGGGCGGAGGAGGCGAGGAGGAGAAUAGGGUCAUAA